CAAAACGCCAAACGCAAGAUGGCGGACCUGGAAGCAGUGCUGGCAGACGUCAGCUAUCUGAUGGCGAUGGAGAAAUCCAAGUGUAUGCCGGCGGCCCGGGCCAGCAAGAAAAUCGUUCUGCCCGAUCCAAGUGUUCGAAGUGUGAUGCACAAAUAUCUGGAGAAGGAAAACGAGGUCAACUUUGAUAAAAUUUUCAACCAAGUAUUAGGCUAUCUAUUAUUCAGAGACUUUUGCGACAAUGUUUCAGAGGAACCGGUGCCACAUUUGAAGUUCUACGAAGAGAUCAAAGCCUACGAAAAGACAGAGUGCCAUGAUGAGAGGCGGAAGCAAGCGCGCGACAUCUACGACAAUUACAUCAUGAAGGAAAUGUUGUCCCACACACACGAAUAUUCCAAGGAAGCGGUCGCACACGUCCAGAAGUAUCUGAUGAAAAACGAGGUGCCAGUGAACCUGUUCGAGCCGUACAUUGAGGAAAUAUUUCACCAUCUGCGGGGCGAACCGUUUCGAAAGUUUCUCGAAAGCGACAAGUACACCCGCUUCUGCCAGUGGAAAAACUUGGAACUCAACAUACAGCUAACGAUGAACGAUUUCAGUGUCCAUCGAAUCAUCGGCCGGGGUGGUUUCGGUGAGGUGUACGGUUGCCGCAAGGCGGACACAGGCAAGAUGUACGCGAUGAAGUGCUUGGACAAGAAGCGCAUCAAAAUGAAGCAGGGCGAAACGUUAGCACUGAACGAACGGACAAUGCUGUCACUCGUCAGCACGGGGGUCGAUUGCCCAUUCAUCGUGUGCAUGACGUACGCUUUCCACACACCGGACAAGCUCUGCUUCAUCCUGGACCUCAUGAACGGUGGCGACCUGCACUACCAUCUGUCCCAGCACGGUGUCUUCAACGAAUCGGACAUGAAGUUCUACGCGGCGGAGGUAAUCCUCGGACUCGAACACAUGCACAAACGGUUCAUCGUAUACCGGGAUCUCAAACCGGCCAACAUACUGCUGGACGAGAACGGUCACGUGCGCAUCUCCGAUCUCGGGCUGGCCUGUGAUUUUAGCAAAAAGAAACCGCACGCCUCGGUCGGCACCCACGGCUACAUGGCGCCGGAGGUCCUGUCCAAGGGUACGCCGUACGAUUCAAGCGCGGACUGGUUCAGCUUUGGCUGCAUGCUGUACAAACUGCUCAAGGGCCACUCGCCGUUCCGGCAGCACAAAACCAAGGACAAGCACGAGAUCGACCGGAUGACACUAACGAUGCAACCUUCCUCCUUGCAGAACGUGGAGCUGCCGGAAUCGUUCAGCAAAGAACUGAGAGACCUGCUGGAGGGCUUGCUGCAGCGCGACAUCGACAAGCGGUUAGGCUGUAAGGGUGGCGGUGCCGAGGAGGUCAAGUCACAUCCGUUCUUUGCCGGUAUUGACUGGAAUCAGGUGUACUACCAGAAGUACACGCCACCACUAAUACCACCGCGCGGUGAGGUCAAUGCCGCGGAUGCGUUCGAUAUCGGUUCAUUCGAUGAGGAGGACACGAAGGGCAUCAAGCUGACCGAACAGGAUCAGGAACUGUACCGAUACUUCCCGCUAACGAUCUCGGAACGAUGGCAACAGGAGGUGGCCGAAACGGUGUUCGAAACGGUCAACACGGAAGCGGACAAGGUGGAACAGAAACGCAAAGCCAAACAGAAGCAGCGCUUCGAUGCGGACGAGAAGGAUUCGGAUUGCAUACUACACGGGUAUAUUAAAAAGUAUGGCGGUUCGUUUGCGUCCGUCUGGCAGACGCGCUACGCCAAACUCUAUCCUAACAGACUGGAGCUGCACACGGAAAGCGGCAGCACCAAACCGGAACUGGUGUUCAUGGAUCAGAUCGAGGAGGUGUCACCGGACUUUGUCCAGUUCAAGAACGAGCAGUGCGUGCAGAUCCGGUUUCGCGACGGUAUACGCGACGGCAAGCUAAUCCUAACGAACUCGGAUGAAAUCGGUUUGAAGGAAUGGGCCUUAUCACUGCGCGCCGCACACAAAGAAAGCCAGGAGCUGCUCGGUUCGAUGGCGAAAAAGGCGGGCAAAAUCUAUGGCACCGAGGGUCAACGGGGUGCUGGACCGGACGGUAACAGGCAGAUGGGUGCAACGGGUAUGGUUAUCUCGAGCGGUGGUGGUGCGGCAGCGGGCGGUGGUGUGAUCGCUGCCGGUGGUCAAAAGAAUGCGAACGGUGGCUCUAACUAGCGGUUACUGUUGCGAUCUCGGUCCUGCUUCAUAGAACCGAAUCGUUUGAAGGAACCGCUGCUAAAGAUGAAGUGCAAGGACACAUAAGCGUGAUCUUUACUCAUCGUACGCGCUAAGUAUUAACCACUUUCAUGACUCCGAGUUGCAAAUAAACGGGUUUUUUCUACUAGUGAAA
Messenger RNA from Anopheles maculipalpis, 2383 nucleotides. It is a transcript of the gene Gprk1, whose product is annotated as G protein-coupled receptor kinase 1. The record is from RefSeq and is a predicted model, not a curated record. The coding region runs from base 19 to 2208 and encodes 729 amino acids. Gene Ontology annotation, biological process: G protein-coupled receptor signaling pathway; protein phosphorylation; regulation of signal transduction. Gene Ontology annotation, molecular function: ATP binding; G protein-coupled receptor kinase activity; G protein-coupled receptor binding. NCBI's taxonomy places the organism in Eukaryota, Metazoa, Arthropoda, Insecta, Diptera, Culicidae. The transcript is spliced from 13 exons.